Molecule: messenger RNA, 4385 nt
Organism: Schistosoma rodhaini
Lineage: Eukaryota; Metazoa; Platyhelminthes; Trematoda; Strigeidida; Schistosomatidae
Source: the annotation of a GenBank genome assembly
CCUAGUCCUCAAUACAGCGUGGGUAGGUUGAAAAGUUUGUUUUCGGUUUCAUCCAGAAUCGCACUGUCUCUAUCGUAUUUUAUAUUAGAGGAGUGUCUUUUCACAAGAUGACAGAAGAAACUGUGGUAGAGGAAAUCAAUUACGAGGAACAAUAUGGGUAUGUUAAUGAGAGUUCUGUUUAGUUCAGGUUAGUGUAUUUCAUCAACCUUUGUGAACCAAAUCCACAUCCUGGACAAUUCAUUGUGAUUACUAGACUAGUAAUCUCUUGUUGUGUAUCUCUCACACCACGCUUUGAUAUUUCCCAUGGAAGCUAAUUUUUCCUAGCUGUAUAUACAUUUGUGAUUAGACUUGUUUCUUACCGCCUUUUUAGGGUGCUUGUCGAAGAGAAUAAAAAGUUGAAGAUUGAUAUUUCAAGUUUGCAGUUAAGCAAUCGAAGUCUUGUCAAUCAGAAUAGGGAUGAGAAAAAAAAGGUUAUGGAUUGCCGUUUGCAGAUUGCUGACUUAGAAGGGCGUCUUAAGGCGUUCGAUGCCACAAAGCAGGAAUUAGCCGAUUCACAAGGACAAUGUGAACGCGUACGUAUGACAUUAGAAAGUUGUGAAGCUAAAUUAGCUGAUGCUGAAAGGCGUGCAGAUGAAGCAUCCGGUUUAAUAAAGAUCAAGGAUAGCAUUAUUGUAAAACAAAGUAAUUUCACGAAGGAAAUUGAAGAACGCUUGAGAAAUAUCACGGAGGAACGAGAUAAUUUGUUACAUAAAACCUCUAAUCUAGAGACGGAAUUAAAUAUAGCUAUUGUUAGAGGUGAAGAUGCUGAUGACUUAAAAGAACGAUUGAAGGCGCUACAGGAACUUUUUGAUAAUUUGGUCAAUGAUCGUUCUGAAACAACUAGUGAGAGUGGAUUAGCUGCUGCUAACGAGUAUUUCAAAUCCGAACAGGCUAAAUCCGAAAAUCGUAUUGCGGAACUUAAAGAAGUUAAAAGCGGAUUGGAGCAGAAGAUUGAAGAAUUAUGUUGUGAUAAAAAGCAACUGCAAAUGCAGUUGGAACAACAACUAGAUGAAUAUGAGAAGCUGGGUGAGAAAUGCGCAACUCUGGAAGCACGUAUCAAGGAAAUGGCACAUUCUGAAAGAAGAUAUGGUGGUGGUAUGCUUGGUGGUCGUCUGAUUGGACCCACUUUGCCUCCAUGGAUCGCUGAUGACAAAAAGCUGGAAAACGAUUUAGAACGACUUUCGAAGACUGAUCCUGCCACUCUGCGUGCUAAGGUGAUGGAACUAGAGAGCCAAGUCAACGAGCUUAAUCAACUUCUGACUUAUCGGGAAGACGUAAUCCUCCGUAUUCAUGAGGAAAUAUCGAAAAAGGCUUCAAAACUCGAAGCCGCCGAUGUUGAACGUUCAAGUCUUACAGCUCAAAUCAGUAUACUGAAACGUGAGUUGGCAACUGCUCGUGAAGACUUAGCUCGUCGAGGAGUAGGUCCUAUUGAAUUAGAAGCCGAAAUUGAACGUUUACGAAGUAAACGAGAUCGAGAAUAUCAACGACGCAAGCGAACUGAGACCGAUUUGGAGAACAUGGAAAAAGAAAACCAAGAGCUGAAACAAAGAAUCAAGCGGCUAGAAGAAGCAGCCAUAGCUACUCCUCCUAAACCAAUGAUUCCUCAAAGUGAUCCUUCUGACAGAAAUAAAAUCAUUGAGCUACAAGGCGCUGUUAAUCAACUUCGAAUGGACAAUGAAGCUAAGCGAUCGGAGCUAUUCGACCUGCGAUCACGAUUUGAUGCUAAAUCUGCACAGGUUGAUAAAAUGUCUGCCGAGUUCAAAACAAAAGAACGCCUUUGUUCCGAGCUCACAACUCAACUUUCAAAUACACGUGGUCAGCUGGAAAAUACUAUAAAAGAGCUGGAAUCAGUCCGAUGCAGAGCUGUGCGCGGUGGCGCAGAAGUUGAACGUUGGCAUUCAGACCUAACAAGUUUGCAAACUACCAAUAAAUUCCUUUCUUCACAGUUAAACGAUUUGAGAAACAAAGUAAUUGCGAAAGACAAAAUGAUUGUCGAACUAGGCAAACGUUGUGAAAGUAUUCUAGAUAGUCAUCCCAAUAAAGCUAACGAAGAGCCGAUCGUUAACGGAGAUAAAGCUGUAUGUUCGCGUUGUCAAGAGCAUCUAUCUACUGAAGACAAUCAACAGUCUAAUGAACUGGAUAUAAUUUCUCAGCUUAAAGCUAAACUGUCUUCAAUGGAGGACCGUUGUAAAACCCUAAUGGCUGAAGCAGUUCAAACCCAACAAGCAAAUGAGAAUUUAAAAUCUCAGUUGGAGUCAGAACUUGCUAAUGCCCAACAAUCUGUACAAAAGUUGUCCGAAGAAGUUGCCCGAGAAAAAGAGACAGCAUACAAUUCAACCUCUCGCGUCCAAGAACUCACUGCUCAAGUAAAUCAGUUAGAAACAGAUCUUUCUCAAACCAGAAUGCAACUACUAGAAGCUCAGUCAGAUCAUCAAAAAGAAAACGAUAUUAAUGCAUCAGCUGUCGCACCUCCUGCCAAACGAACUAGGCGAAGUACCAAUGCUGUGAAUAAUAAUGUCAAGGCGAAUUCAAAGAAUAAUCAGGAUCAUUCAUCCGGUGGGCGUCAUUGACAUACACAUUACAAUGGUUCCAUUUAAUAUUCCAAUUAUAUUAACCAACAUCCAGGGUUGUUUCAUCUCAACUAAUUAAUGAUUUCAUGUCCAGUCAAAGAAAUCCUACAAGACAAAUCGAUUCUCCCCGGAUAUCUUAUUAGUUUUGUUAUGAAUUUUCAUUAUUUCUAAACUAUUCGUGUUCUAUUAAUUUCUUCUCUUAACUCUGAUAUCUAUAUUCUACAUAUGUACACAUUGAGAACUUUUUAUUGAAGUUGCAUUUUCUCCGCUCUAUAUAUAAAUAAAUAAGGCGGUCUUUUGUUUUUCUUUAUUUUAAAAAAAUAAAUUAUGGAAAUUUGUUAUAUUUUUGCCUUUUUUUUAAACAUGUUCAUUAAAUAACGGUUUGUUUAGUUUGAUGAUGAUACUUUAAAAGAGAGAAUAAUGUACAAUGAAUGUUAUCUUUAUUGUAUGUAUCUAAAUCUCUUGUAAGUAUAAAUUAAUAUGAUGUAUUUAUGAAUUAAGAAAUCUACUUAUUUUACUUCUUUGAAAAAAGAGCUAACAGUCAUAUUCUAAAAUACUAAAGAUUUAAAGAAAAGUAUUCGUAUUCUAUCGAUGACCGCCUACCAUGGGACUGCAUCUCCUCACGAUGCUCCACUGCCUUGUGGACUAGACCUUUAGGUCAAAGGCUCCGGGUAUGGCCCCCUAAGAAAACCACCUGCUUCAGUUUGGGCACCUGGAAAGUAUCACAACCCUCACACAAAUCGAAUGAGAUUUGUGUGGAGCAUAUUUAUCUGGUGCUUCUUUGUACCAAUAUUUAUGUGUUUAAAUAAAUAAUAUAAUAAUCGAUGACUCUAAAGAAUGGAAGUUUAAUCACUGUUCAUGCUGAAUAUAACGAUUAGAAAAUAAAAAUAAUAUCAGUUAUAUUUCUAUUGAUAAUUAGGAAGUUAUCGAAGAUGAGUAGUUUGUUGUGAACAAAACUAAUUAGAAAAAUAUUGUCAUUUAUUUCUUUAUGUACCAAAAUUAUUAGGAAGUAAAGUUUUGGGUUCAAACUGUGAGUUUAGGGUAGUUUCCCUAUAAUCAUUGAAAUAAAUAAUAUACAACUUCACAAACUUCUGGCAAAUUGUUUUUUAGUCCCUCUGCUAAUGAUUAAUUUUCAAACAGAACUUCAAUGUGAACACAUCGUCGGUGCGUUUUUAUCCUAAUACAGGUAGAUUUUCGUUUUCAGGCUUAAUUGUCCUUCUGGAUAACAUUUACACAAACUUCAGAAUUAAGUGAGCUGUUCGAAUUUCUGCUCAUCAUUGUCGACCUUGAUUUGUUAUUUCUGGCGGUUGUCUUGUCUCCGUCUUCAGAAUUCCGAAUAGCUUCUAUUUAAAUUUCGUACUGAUGGUCAGAAGAUCAAUAAAAGCUAUGAAAUCAAACCAACGAGUUUAAUGAACUAUAAAAUUUUUACUAAUCAAACUCGUAAAUAAGGUGGUUCAUGCAUAUAAACUGAUAUUUUCCAAAACUAGUAAAAUCAGAAAUUAGACCCACUUUUAAAACUUGUUUUAAAGUUCGAUAAGUAUUGUUAAUUGAAGAGAUACCACUUGACAGUGUUCGAAGUCAGGGAAACACAUUGAACCCAAGCUGAAGAGAAAAGAAUAGCUUCAGAAGAGACGCUGCAGAACUCUGGUCACGAAGAAGAAAAUGCUCCACACACAGGGAGUUGCUCUGAUUCUGUCCUAAGAAGCAUGAAAUGCACUCUUACUUACGCCUGUUACCCCCCGUCGAGGAGCGUAGGCCGCUCACCAGCAUUCUCCA